CUUCCAUUCUUAUAGUUUCUUGUAUAACUUCACCUUCUGUUUAAGACAUGUUGGGAAUCAAGAUAGAGUAGUAGUAUGAUUAAAUUAGGGAAUAUAAGUGAGAACAAUUCUUAUUUUCAUAGGUUUUGUUGAGUUGAGUUAAGCCCAAUUCAUUAUUGAAGAUGAUAUUAUACUCUAUUCUAACAACAUUGUUAGACUUAUCAGUACAAUAUUUUGUAUAGAAGUUUAAGACCAUUAAUGGAGGUCAAUAGUGUAAGUAAGAAGGAAGAGAAUUUCAUGGUUGAAUCAGAAAGAGAAAAGGAGCUGAAAGCAUUUGAUGAGACAAAACUUGGGGUGAAAGGACUUGUUGAUGCAGGGAUUACCAAGAUCCCUCGCAUAUUCUAUCAUCCACCCGAUACCUUCAACAGGGCCUCUGAUUUAGGCCAUAAAGAUUAUGCUAUUCCUAUUGUAGAUCUUGCAAGGAUUCAUGAAGAUCAUAGUGAACGCAGAAGGGUUGUUGAGAGAGUGAAAGAAGCAUCAGAGACAUGGGGUUUCUUUCAGAUUGUGAAUCAUGGCAUUCNUGUGAGUACUCUAGAGGAGAUGAUAGAUGGGAUACUAAGGUUUCAUGAUCAAGAUAGUGAGGUGAAGAAGGAAUUUUACACUCGUGAUCUAAGACCCUUUAUUUACAAUAGCAAUUAUAAUUUAUAUACCACAUAUGCAAUUACUUGGAAAGAUUCUUUCUUCUGCAACUUGGCUCCUAAGGCCCCUACACCAGAAGACUUGCCACCUGUAUGCAGAUACAUUUUGCUGGAAUACUUAAAUCAAGUAUUGAAAUUGGGGACUUUAUUAUUUGAGUUAUUAUCAGAAGCUCUUGGCCUUCAUCCAACUUAUUUAACUGACAUUGGUUGCACUGAGGGCCUUUUUUCUUUUAGCCAUUACUAUCCUGCAUGUCCUGAGCCAGAAUUAACAAUGGGAACUAGAAAGCAUGCUGAUGUUGAUUUCAUCACAGUGCUUCUACAAGACCGUAUUGGUGGCCUCCAAGUUCUUCAUCAGGACAUGUGGAUUGAUUUACCUCCUCUACCUGGGGCUCUGGUUGUUAACAUUGGUGAUUUUUUGCAGAUUAUCUCAAAUGACAAAUUUAAGAGUGCUCAACACAGAGUACUGGCCAAUUCUAUAGGUCCAAGAGUCUCUAUUGCAUGCUUUUUCAGCACUGGUCGUCAUCCAACUUCAAGGAUUUAUGGUCCCAUCAAGGAACUAUUAUCUGAAGACAAUCCUGCAAAAUACAGAGAAUUUUCCAUUCCAGAUUUUUUAGCUCACUACAGAAAAUGUUUGGGUGGUACUUCUCCACUACUGCAUUUCAAGAUUUGACUAGAAAAAUGUUGUCAAAAGUGACCACAACCAUAAAUCACUACCUUGGAUUCAGAGAGUACUUAUGGUAUUGAAUUCCUCAAAUUCUAGAACGUUCUCUACAUAAAUAUCUUGAGAAUUGUUCAAUGAAAAAUUGAUAUUGAAGA
Messenger RNA from Cajanus cajan (pigeon pea), 1493 nucleotides. NCBI's taxonomy places the organism in Eukaryota, Viridiplantae, Streptophyta, Magnoliopsida, Fabales, Fabaceae. The record is from RefSeq and is a predicted model, not a curated record.